GACAAUUCAGUUACUUCACCUGCUCUGCAUAAUAUUAGUACUCUUACAAAGGAAAGCCGGCCUCGUUCCUCAAUUAACAGCUCAUUGUUGAGUGGAAUUAUUUGUCUCCUCUAACUCCAAUUCAUAAUCAUUUUCUACUACGUAUAUUAAUUACUCGUCCUCUCCAUCUCCUCCUAGUUAAAUGUUAAAUGUUAAAUGUUAGCAAUUAAGUAGCCGAUAUAUGCUUCAUCAUCUUCCAUUCCAUGAUGGCUUGCAGGGUAGUAGCAUGUAUUAUUCUCAUGCUAUCUCAUAUUAUUGUGGGGUUUUUCGCUGACGCUGAUGAUGCAGCCGCCCUCCUCACCUUCAAGAAUUCUCUCUCUAAUCCCUCUCUGCUUUAUGACUGGAAGGAAACAUCCACUCCAUGCCGCGCCAAUACUUCAAUUUGGGUUGGCGUGGAUUGCAACGACGAUGGGUACAUCUAUAGGUUGAUUCUUGAGAACAUGGGCCUCUCUGGCAAGAUAGACUUCGACUCCCUGGCAUUGUUGCCACAGCUGAGGGCUUUAAGCUUCAAGAACAACAGCUUCCAGGGACCUUUUCCUGAUCACCUCAAUAAACUCAGAUCCUUGAAGACGCUGUAUUUGUCGUUCAACGAAUUCUCGGGUGUAAUUCCGGACGAUGCUUUUUAUGGGAUGAAUUCCUUGGCGCAACUUCAUCUGGGACAUAACGUUUUCAGUGGCCCAAUCCCUUCCUCGCUUGUUCCAUUGACAAAGCUUGUGAGACUCAGUCUUGAGGACAAUCAGUUUGAUGGCCAAAUCCCCGACUUUCAGCGCCACUUCUCUUUCUUUAACGUCUCUAAUAACCACCUUACGGGUCAUAUUCCGGCUUCCCUUGCCGAUAUCAGUCCAAGCCUUUUUGCAGGGAACGAUGGGCUUUGUGGAAAGCCGCUGCCGUCAUGCAAGUCGUCCAAGAACAAGACUCUGAUAAUCAUAGUGGUAGUAGUGGCCUCUGUGGUUGCAUUGGCUGCCAUCCUCGCAUUCGCCUAUUUUCGCCGUGGCCGAACCAAAACCCCCCAACUGAGUCUAAAGCAGCUCCAAGUUCAAGGUACUGAAGCCCACGCCCAAUUUGCCAUUAUGGCCCCAAAGGAGUCCCCUGAUGGCAACAAGGGAAAGUUGGAAUUCGUAAGGAACGAUAGGGAGAGAUUCGAGUUGCAAGGCCUUCUCAGGGCCUCUGCUGAGAUCUUGGGGAGCAGUGAUUUUGGGCCAUCUUAUAAGGCAGUGAUUGCAGACGGAUCUGCUAUGGUUGUGAAGAGGUUUAGGGAAAUGAGCGAUGCUCCAAAAUCUGAAUUCUAUGACCACAUCACAAGGCUUGGAACCCUGUCGCACCGUAACUUGCUCCCUCUUGUAGCAUUCUAUUAUAGAAACGAUGAAAAACUUUUAAUUUCAGACUAUGUCGAAAAUGGAAGCUUGGCUACACAUCUUCAUGGUAAGCAUAGUUCGGGAGGAAAAAAGCUAGACUGGCCAACUCGUCUAAAGAUAAUAAAAGGAGUAGCAAGAGGAUUGGCGUACCUACACAAAGAGUUGCCAAGCCUAACACUGCCACACGGUCACCUCAAAUCAUCAAACGUACUAGUAGACCAUACAUUCGAGCCUCUGUUGACAGACUACGCGCUGGCUCCCCUUGUGAACAAAGGUCAUGCACAGCAACACAUGGCAGCCUACAAGUCCCCUGAAUUCACCCAGUAUGCUCGCACUAUAAGAAAGACUGAUGUGUGGAGCCUAGGAAUACUAAUUCUUGAAAUGUUAACGGGCAAGUUCCCAGCUAAUUAUGAAAGACAAGGGAGCAGCAAAGGAGAUUUGGCGAGAUGGGUGAAUUCAGUAGUUAGAGAAGAGUGGACGGGGGAGGUGUUUGAUGUGGAGAUGAGCGGGACAAAGAAUGGGGAAGGUGAGAUGCUAAAGCUGCUGAAGAUAGGGAUGUGCUGCUGUGAAUGGAAAGUGGAGAGGAGGUGGGAUUUGAGAGAGGCAGUUGAUAGGAUCGAGGAGUUGAAGGAAAGAGAGAGGGAGUGUGAUGAGUUUAGCUCGAAUGCAAGUGAAGCCGACAUUUAUUCUUCCAGAGCUAUGACUGAUGAUGAUUUCUCUUUUUCCAUCAAUGCCUGAGUGAUCCUAUGCUACUGCCAUUGUAUCUAUUUUUAUCAUCGUCAAUCUCAUCCUCCCUUUUCUUUCGA
Ricinus communis (castor bean) is the source of this 2200-nucleotide messenger RNA. RefSeq names its product pollen receptor-like kinase 1. The record is from RefSeq and is a predicted model, not a curated record. Gene Ontology annotation, biological process: protein phosphorylation. Gene Ontology annotation, molecular function: ATP binding; protein kinase activity; protein binding. Lineage: Eukaryota; Viridiplantae; Streptophyta; Magnoliopsida; Malpighiales; Euphorbiaceae. The coding region runs from base 243 to 2132 and encodes 629 amino acids. The transcript is spliced from 3 exons.